UCAGGAUGGAUUUGUUUCAGAGUUCCCGCCGCAGCAUGAUUUCCGUCAUGGCGUGGCAGUUGACCGCUGGCGCGACAGCUGGUGGUGGAUUGUAGCAUUCAGCAGUGCUGCAGCUGCCGCUGCAGCAGGUUUGGGUAGAUGUCAUCCAUUGAAGUUCACAACUUAAGUGGACCUCUUUGUACUGUGACCCUGGAAUCCAACAGCACUGUGGCUGACCUCAAGGUGGCUCUCGCCAAGGUGUUGCGUGUGCCACGUCGUCAGCAGCGGCUCAUCUCCGGGAGCAGCCCCCUGGAGGAUUGCCAACGCCUGGAAGAGCUGGGCGAGCCACGGGUCACCUUCGUUCGCAUCACCUACUCCGCGGCCACCUUGGAGUGGAUGGCCCUGGUCCGCCGGAAAAGCGCCUUCCUGUCAAACGCGCCUUUAGAGGUGCGAAACGACCACGAAGUGGUGCUGACGGCCAUGCAACAUGACCGCGAUGCCAUCUGCUGGGCGGCGGAACAGAUCCUGAACGACCGCGACUUUGCAUUUGCGGUGGCUGCCCGGCAUGGCCAGGCCUUGCAGCAUUUGACCUCUUGGCAGGGUGUUGCUCGGCGGAGAGCGCUGGAUACAUUGCAUGAUCCAUCCAUCGUCCUGGCGGCGGUAAGCCAAGACCCCAGUGCCAUCGAGUUUGCCUCACAGAGCCUGGUGAGUCAACAGGACUUCCUGAUCGACGCCAUCCAGUGCAGCAAGGGUCAUGUCUUGCAGCAUUUGAGUCCUGAGGUGCAAGAGGAAGUGGCUUUGCAGAAAGCCGCCGUGAGCUGCAACUGGCUCAUGUUGGAGCACUUGGCUCAGAAGAUGCCAGACAUACGUGGUCUUCCAUGCAGUGGCUACGCACGGCUGCGCCCCUUGGGCCUUGGUCCCCAAAACCUUGCCCUCGAGUUCGCCUCGGUCGCGCUGCGCCGCGACACGGAGCUGGUGCUGCUGGCGCUGCAGCGCAGCCGCGGCGCGGCCUUGCGCUGGGCCGACGAGACGCUGAAGGGACGGAGGUUACCUGUUGGAACAUCAGUUUCAGUUGUUGCUUCUGAUUUGGUUUGGGAAAACAACACUGGUUUGGGACUUUUGUCGCCGGGUGAGCAACGGGUAAGAAUUUGUGGACUAAUUCCCCCGGAAGCUGUUGGACUCCCUACACUGACCUUGCUGGGUGCCUCUUUCUUGAGUCUGUCUGGUCCCUAUGGUUUGGUGGAUUUGUCUGUUGAUGAGUCGUGCCGAGUUCUGUGUCACCAGAAGCCGACCAUGUCCCAUGUCACCAACUACGUUGAACUUUGCUCAGGUGCUGGUUUUUCGUCUCUGGGUUUCACACUGGCUGGAUUUGUCCCUAGGUGUGCUGUUGAAGCCCAACCCAAGUUAGCAGCGUUGCACAAAGUCAUGCAUCCGAAUGUCCCAGUGAUCACGGCAGAUAUCACUGAUGAUGCCACCGCAGCCUUGAUCCACGAUGCCUGCCCUGAACCAGCCACCAUCAUGGCAGGGAUUGCAUGCCAGCCUUACAGCCGAGCCGGCAAACAAGAUGGGGGACAAGAUGCAAGAGCUGCGACUCUCCCUGCAGCAAUGAGGUUGACCCAUUGGUUGCAAGCACCUAUUUUGGUGUUGGAAUGCGUGGUUCCAGCCAGGUCAAAUGAAUAUGUCUUGGCCCAUCUCCGUGAACUGGAAACCCAACUGAGGUAUCAUGUUGUUGACUGCACUCUGAAGCUUGAAGAUACCUGGUCAGCCAGGCGGUACAGGUGGUGGAUGGUAGCAACACACCGUAGGCUUGGUAGGGUUUACAUCCCUGACUACCCCAAGGGUUCACCACUGGUUGUAAGGGACCUCAUGCCAUACACCAGACGAUGGAGUGCGUUUGAAGAAGAACAGUUGAUGUUGAAUGCCUUGGAACUUGAGAGGUUCCAGUUGGGAGGUGAUCCCCUCAGGAAAUACCUGGUACGUGCAGACCAGAAACUCCCAACAGCCUUGCAUAGCUGGGGUGGUCAAACACAAGGAUGUGCCUGUGAUUGCCGUGCCCUCGGUUUUGCAGAUGUCACAUUGCAGUCCAGAGGGCUGUUUGCCCAGUUGCUUCAGAUCCCUGGCUUGGGGAAUCAGAUCAAAUACAGGCAUUUGCAUGCCAUCGAGGUGGCAAUCCACAACGGGGUUCCCCCAAUGCAAGCAUGGAGCUCAGAUGCCAGGUUGAACUUGUGCGCCAUUGGACAACUUGCCAGCCCAAUGCAUUCGGUUUGGUUAGCUGCAUCCAUCACUGCACAUGUUCAGAAACUUUUCACGCAUGACACACCAAUUGACCCGAUGCAGACACUUGGCCAGUUGAAACAGGUUGUCCUGAUGCAAAGCAAGGAGUUUUUCCCUGCCAUCCCACGUGCAGGGCACAUUGCCCUGCCCGAGCAGAGUUGCAGUGCUGACCCAGGUGCCAACUGCCAGAUCGAUGUGCAUGAUGGCCUAGGAGUGUCAUGGAAAGUGUUGCAUCAGCCAAGCAGCACGAUCAAACAACUGAUCGAAGCAGAAUGUGAUUUGCAACACAUGCCGCUGUACGAUGUUCAAGCUUGUGGCGUGGACGGAAUUGUCCUUUCAGAUGACCUUCUCCUCCGAGAAGUUCCUGUAGUAAUGUUGAAGAAGCCUGACAGUUCACAUGUAUCCAUGCCAGUUGAUGAGUGCAUGCCACAGGUCCCAUUCACGCCUGAAGAUUUGUUGCCAAUGCCUGAUGCGGAGCCUUUGUCACCCUACGUGCCUGCCGUUGCUGUAGUUGCCACACAGGUUGACUCUGAUGUUGACAUGUCAGGACUUGAAGCUUGCACACCUUCACAUGGAGUCCAGUCAGUCCGGGUUGAUUCUUUGUCUCAUGAGGUUGCUUGUGAUAGGUCGGUUCAAUCCUUGCAGUCCCUGUCCCCAGCCAGUUUGCUUGCCAUGUUGCCACCGUUGGUGCAAGAUGUGAUCAUGUGUGAGACGUUGAGAUCCCACCGUUUGACAUGGGCAUGCCGUGAGCAGCUCCUACUGUUGCAGGAACAUGUUUGGGCCGAUGAUGAAAUGCUUUGGCAUUUGCAAGCUACAGUAGCCAACUCACGCAAACCUGCUGUUGUCUUAGAUCCUCUGCUUGCCAGUACAUGGACUUCCACUGGCACUGUUGAUUGUGUACGAGCAUGGACUGAAGCUAUCACUGAACCGGCAGACAGAAUUGUCUCAGCUGUGCUGAUGCAUGGACAUUGGACACCGGUUGUUUGGAUUGUCAAACCAAAUUGCCUUGAAGUGCACUUGCAUGAUCACGAUGACAUGGAUUUGAAUGGCCUGAAUGGACUUCAUGGACUUUUCUGCCAGGCCUUUGAUGUUUCUCAUGCAGCCGCCGGUCAUGUCAACCGACCUUGGUGUUGGGGUGCUGGCAUUGAUGAUGUGCAUUCUGUGCUUGCCAACUUGUUGCAGUUUCAUGGGGUUCCGCAGUCAGCCACCAAACAGCGGGCCAAACUCAUUGCACAGAGCUUGGGCAAAGAACAGGUCAAGCGAGCACUUGAAGGUGUUGCCCCAUGGAAGAGCCUUAAGCAAAUUGCCAAUCAGCACACGCCAGUGAUCCAACUUGUCCUGCCAGAUGAGCUUGCAGCAGUGGUGCAGGAUAGGAAAGCCAGGAAGUCAAAUGGGAAGGAAGUAAAGACUGCCAAGCCCAAGCAGGUGCCAGCCAAACCAGUGGAUUUGGAUCCAGCCCGUUUGCAACUUGAGCCUGAUACCUUUUGCACACAGCCGGACACCAUGUUGCAGCAAAUCCCUAUUGGCCAUGUUGGGCCCCUUGCCACAGGUGUUGCCUUAGUCACCUAUGCUGAUGCAGUGCCCUUUUUGCAGGCCAACAAAGUGCUGACGAACAAAGGACUGGCAUUGCUCCUUGUCAAUGGGCCUUCUGACAUCCAAACCGAUUUGCAGUGGAGCUCAAUCAGGUUCGCUGCCAAGUGUGCGGUCAACCAACAGCCAGUGCUACUUCAUGGAGUUUUGGUUCAACUAGGUAGUACACCAGUUUGCCCUUUCAUGCGUCCCACCAAUGUGUCAGUCCAUGAUGUCCCGGUUGCCUGUGCCAGAAUCACAGUGUUCCAAGACCAAUGGCCGAAAGACUGGGAAUCCUUCAGCUCUCACCCAGUCAAAGAAGCCUUGCAACAUGUGCUGCCUCUCCAAACGUGUAGGGUUGAAGGAUGUUCAUGCGACAAGUGGCACAAAGACCCCAUGGAUCAUGCCCAAGAUGUUUUACUGGAUGUUUUCAGACGUCAGUUCUUCACAGAUGCAGGCCGCCCAGUUAGAGCACAUCAAGCCAGCCAUUUCAGUGUCCAAGUGCGAUACUUGAAGCAGCAAGAAGCUGCAGUUUUGCGCUGCAGUGGGAAUGCCGGUCUGUACAUAGAGCCGAGGCUGCCUGACUCAUCCAAUCCAUCAGAUGAGUACCAAGUGAUUUGGCUUCCACAGUCCACCUUUGCGGAAGCCCAACAUUGCAUGCAGUGUGAGCCUCACAGCAUUGGCCUUGCAAGAUCCGGACGUCGCUAUGGCAUCAGAGUCCAGUCAAAACAUUUCCAAACCAUGUUUGCCAAGCUGAAGCCGGAUAGCCAAUUCCUCGCCCCGGGUGAGAGGAUGAACUGGCACUGUGGCCCAUGGCCAUUUGGAAGUGAUCGCAAGAUGCUGGCCAAGAUCUUCAGUGAGAUGCAGUGGCAAGCACGCCCUUUGCAACCAGCAUUAACAGUUGAAGGAGGGAUUAUGUGGUUGGUGCAGUCUGUGACAGAGCCUCCACAAGCAGUGUGGAACCUGCAACAUGGCCCUGUGGUUGUGUCAAGGUGCGAGUCGGUGUCUGCCAACAUGCUCCAGUCAAGCCAUGUCAUUGGCCCGCAGUCCACUGUUGAACUGUGUAGCUCCAAUGCCGAAACAGACCCAUGGUUGACCAAAGACCCAUGGCAGGGUUCGUUGAAGUCUGUCCCAGUCCAGUCUGGUCCAUGUGUAGCCACCCAAAUACAGGAAAUGGAAGAACGCCUUGAAAAGUCACUGCUUGCCCGAUUGCCUUGUGAGCAAAUGGAGACAGACGAGACAGACAACAAGGUCCAACAGUUGGAGCUUCAGCUCCAACAACUGGCAACCAGGCAACAGGCGUUGGAAGGGUUGGUGAGUGAACACCAUAACCAGCACACGGCACAGGUUCAGACCUUGCAAUCCCAGAUGAUGUCGCAAAUGGAAGUGCAACGCACCCAGAUGAAAGGAAUGUUUGAUGAUCAAAUGAGCCGCCUUGAGGCCAUUUUGGCGAAGAAAGGAUACAUGACCGGGGAUUGGAAUUACACCACUGACCAGCUAGCAGUGACCAGCCAGCUCCUUGCGGCAGGGUGGCAAGAAGUUCAGACCUUGGAGUUUUUGCGCAGUGGGGCCACACCACGAAGCACUUGCAAAGGCAAAACCCAGAAAGACCAUUUAUGGCUUUCCCCUGAACUGAUUGCUGCCUAUCGUGGGCUUGUCAUUACAGAUGAUCAGUUCCCAGAUCAUGCUUUGUUGACUGCCAAGUUUGCACGUGACCCUGCUUUGUACACCCGUUACAUUUGGCCGACACCAUGUCAGGUCAAUUGGAAACAAGUGCCAGACCUAGCAGUGCCAGUUGACUUCCAGCAAGGCAGUCCCACUGACCAAUAUGCCGCCAUGUGGAAGACCCGAGAAGACUCAGCGCAAGCCACUUUGCAGAAUGCAUGGGAACACAACAUGCGCGGAAGAGGCCAACGCACUUCCACUUGCACUAGGAAAGGAUGGGUUGCCCCUCCCAAGUUGGGUAGAAGCAAUGACCCACAACCAAGUUUCAUGGGUUAUGAUGUUCAACAUGCCCGCUGGUUGAAGCAGUUGCGUCGGCUUGCCAAUUACCACAGUUGGGCCCAGCACCAUUGGCACGAAGCAACCUUUGCGUCAUGGACUCAUGGACUGUUGCUCUGGCGUAGCAUCUUAGAUGCCAAGGGGUUUGGGGCCUCUUUUGCUGGCUGGUGGACUGGACGAAAUUGCGUUGGACUUUCUGACCCUGAUGUUGUGCCAUCCAGUCCCCCAGACCCAUGUGUUGCGUUGUCUCUGUGGGAAUGUUUUGAUGGAGAAGUGCGUAGCCUUGAAAGACGUUUGAGCCAAGCCAAGAAAACUGCCAGAGUUCAUGCACAUGCCCGUGACCCCAACUUGAUCUUCCGUGACACCCGACGACCACUGCCUGAGCCUGUCUCCAGUUUGCUGGUCACGCAUCGAGCAGUGAUCGCCGCAGUUGACCCUGAUGAUGUUGCAGUUGAACUUGAACAACCUUGUUUGUUUGAUGACAGUCGGCCAGUCCUUGUUGAUGACAUGCCGGUGCCAACCAUCCAUGCCACAGAUACCACCCUGUACUUGGGGACUGUUCAGCAUGCGAAGCCAGGUAUGCAGGUUACACAACAAACACCGGUUGGUACACUUGAUGCAAUGUUCGAUGCUUUUCAUGAGCAAUGGCAGAAGAGAUGGUGCAAGCAUGAUAAUGUGCCCCACUCGCACUGGCAGAACUUGAUAGCUUUUGCACGAGCAAGCAUGCCACAAUGGCACAUGCCUGACUUGCAUAUCACCCCAGACUUGCUCCAGGCAGAGGUGUCACACAAGAAGCCGACUGCGGCAACAGGUUUGGAUGGAGUGUCGAGACGGGAUUUGCUAGCUGCAGGCCCCAACAUGCUCCGUAGUUGUUGCAGCAUGUAUGACAGAGCGACCACUGAUGGCUCAUGGCCACCCCAAACACUGACCGGAAAGGUCGCAAGCCUUGCCAAAGUGCCUUCACCAACUGGCACAGGUGAUUAUAGACCAAUCACGGUGUUCAGCUUGUUGUAUCGGUGCUUUAGUUCCUUGCAAGCACGUCACAUGCUCACACUUGCCGAUGAAUGGUGUCAUGCUGACAUCCACGGAAACCGCAAGCAGCACCAGACUGCACACCUUUGGAAAAGUUUGGUUGACCAAAUCCAAUGUGCCUAUGACCAAGGCCAAUGCCUGAGUGGCUUGACAGCCGACAUAGAAAAAGCCUUUAACUGCCUUCCACGGUUUCCUGUCCUUGCAAUGGCCCUCCAUGUUGGAACCCCUUUUUCUUUGUUGCAAGCCUGGACUGGCGCCCUUGCCAGCAUGGUUCGUAGGUUCAAAGUGAGGGACAGUUACAGCAGUGGUUUCCAAACAAGCACUGGCCUGGCGGAGGGUUGUGCCCUUAGCUGCUAUGGGAUGCUUCUCAUAGACGAUGUGAUGCACAGGUACGUCCAUGCCCAAUGCCCGGCUGUUAGGGUUUUGAGUUUUGUCGACAACUGGGACUUCAUGACCUGGGACUCCACAGCAGCCCUCAAGCAGCUUGAUGUCUUACUGCAGUUUGCAGAUUUGACCGACCUGACAGUGGACCGUGCCAAAACUUUUGCCUGGUCAACCAAUGCUGAAGUCCGUGGAAACAUGAGGGCGGCUGGAAUACCUGUGAAACACUUUGCCAAAGACCUUGGUGCUCAUGUGGCCUUUUCGAAGCAACGUACCAACCAGACGCUUGCCCACCGGCUUGAUGCCCUGAGUUCCUUUUGGACCCAGUUGAAAGCAAGUAAAGCAGGGUACAUUGCCAAAGUUCGUGCCUUGCGAAGUGUUGCCUGGCCUCGUGGGCUUUUUGGGGUAGCUAGCGCACCGUUAGGUCAUGCAGUUUGGUUGAAACACCGUAGGCUUGCCACCAAAAGCCUUUCCUUUGACAAACCAGGUGUCAACCCGCUCUUGCUCCUUGGCUUGGUCGAAGCUCAUGCAGAUCCCGAAUGGGUUGGCAUUCAUAUGACUGUUGCUGAAGCUCGGUUGUUGUGCCCCCUGGACUUUUGGGCUGUUGAGUUGUACCAUGCCGCUUGCUGUCUCCUGGAACCACCACCGUCGUCGCCUACGGCCGUUUUGUUGUCCAGAGUGCAGCGGAAAGACUUUGGCGGCCUGUGUUUUGUUGAUGCCUUGCACACCAGACGGUGCCUUCGUGCCCUGCCACCUGACCAACAGGCACUGAUGCGGCUAAGCCUAGCCGGUGGACUUUACACUCAGGAUGCCCACAAACACUGGAAUGACACCCAAGGCACCUGCAAAUGGUGUGGUCAGCCUGACUCUCUCGAGCACAGGUACUUCCAGUGCCCUGCUACAGCAUCCACAAGAGCCAGUGUUGCCCCGGACCUUGUUGCACUUCGGCACCAUAUUCCCGAUGCUUUGGCCUUACGCAGCUGGGCACUUUGCCCACCAACACAAGAAGCCUGGUUGCGAUGCCUUGCGUCCAUCCCGGACGAACUUCCACCGUGUGCAUUGGAUUUUUUGCCUGAUGUCUGGAAUCCUGUCUUCACUGACGGUUCUUGUCUUUGGCAGUCUGAUCCUGCGUACCGUGUUGCGUCCUGGGGUGCUGUCUUGGCUCAUCCGUUUACGCCUCAAUGGACUUUCUCCUGCCGUGGGGUUUUGAGUUCCGGUGUGCUUCCUGGUUUGUGUCAGAGUGCGUACCGUGCUGAACUUUAUGCCUUGGCUGUGGUGUUGCACCGAGCUGCUGUGGGGGGCUUCCGGGUUAAGAUCUAUAGUGAUUGCCUUGGGGUUGUUAAUAAGUAUCAAUUGCUCACCCGGGGACAGGCAAGGUUCAAGGUAAACUCGGCCAAUGCUGACCUCUGGCUGUGGGUUUUGGAAUCAACGGACCGGUUGGGUCUGGACAAGAUCUACGUCCUCAAGACACCUGCACACCGUACAGUGGCCUCAGCGAGAUCACGGUUUGAGGCGUGGAUGUUUUGGCACAAUGCUGCAGCAGACCAGGUGGCGAAGUUUGCAAACCUGGACAGAGGUGAGGCUUUUUGGAAAGUGUGGAGUGACCAUUCAGAAGCAGUGGUUGCGGCGCGACAACUGCAUCAACAGGCGUGGAACUUACAUUUGGCAGUGGCUCAGCAGAGCGUGAAGGAUGAGAAUGCCAUGACGUUGGAUUCAUUGCCUGCACAGCAGCCAAAACCGACCAGGGUGUUUCAGACAAAGUUUGACAUCGGAGCUUGGCAGGGAGAAGUGCCGUCACAACUGGCGCAUGAAUAUGGUUUUGGCAUGGCGCAGCGAAUCGCCAUAUGGUGGAAGGCUCGAACAGGCACCGGAGACUCAACUGUCCAGUGGGUGUCAUGUGCACACUUGUACAUCGACUACCAGUUGUCGUGGGGCUGCGCAGGUCCCUUGAAAUGCAAGUCUGCCUGGCUGGACACUUUCCUUCGGCCGUAUGUGGAUGGCAACAAAUUUCCAUUUCUGAAGAGACUCAAAUGGUUCAGGCGUUGCCUUAAGCUGUUUUUGGCGCAGACACGUCAAACAGUAGGACUGGAAAUCUGUCGCUGCAUUAGUGAAAUUGUGCAGGCACAUGUUUUUGCUGCCUCUGUGGCGUGGGAUGCAGCUGCCUUGGCUACCACAGAAAGCUGGUUAGCUACCAAUUGUAGUGGCCCCGUUGCACGUGGAACAAAGAUGCUGCAGGCGCUCCCGCUGGCAAAGGUCAGUAAGGGCAUGUGUCUUGCAGAACUUGCAUCGAAAGAUGCUGCAUUUAGUGCUGACUGCACUUGAGUGUUGACAAAAGGGCCUCGAUCCAUUCCAUGAUCAGGCCCGUCCGCUAGAAAUGGUA
Messenger RNA from Cladocopium goreaui, 9616 nucleotides. NCBI's taxonomy places the organism in Eukaryota, Dinophyceae, Suessiales, Symbiodiniaceae. The record is from the annotation of a GenBank genome assembly.